UCGGACCCCAAUGCAUUGGCUCCUCCCCGCGGGCGCCUGCUUGGCGGCCUUGGCGGCUGCGGACGGCGGGACGGACUUUUGGAGAACUCAAUCAGGGGCGUGCAGGGACUAUUCCGGCAGCAACGUGAAGUCCGAACCACUGCCAGACAUCGCUCGUUUCAGCGCGUGCCAAGUUGCUUGCAUGGAAGACUCACUCUGCGAAGCUGUGGAGUGGUAUCGUGAGCAGUUCCUCGGAGCACACUGUCAUCGCAUUCCCCCGCGUCCCGCGUAUGAAAUGGCCCAUCUCACUGGGGAGACCUCACACCAGCCUUUUCAAGGUGGUGGGGAGCCAUAUGAUGCUCAGUGCGCCUUCCGAAUUGGUUGCCGCGACGCAUUUUCCCAUUAUGAGGGUUUUUGCAAGGAUUUCCGGAAUCGUGACGUGAUGGCCGAUCCGGUCCCGGACGCCGUCGAAUCACUUGAAGCAUGCCAAGCAGCCUGCAGGGCGGAUGAUGGCUGUGAAGGAGUCGAGUGGUAUCCAGACACACAAGGCUGGCAAAACCACAAAUGCCACAAGUUCCCGGGAACGCCUGGUUCUGGUGGCUCAUCCAGUAUGCAGGUGGUACAAGGCGGAGGCGAUUACCUGGAUGCACAAUGCUAUGUGCGGCACUGCUUUGGAGGAGUAGCACGACUCAGAAAUGAUCGGUGGCAGCACUUCACUGGCUAUUGCAGGGACAGGAGUGGAACCGAUGUCCAGGGAAAUCCAGUGAACUUGUCAACACUGGAAGCUUGCCAAAGUGUUUGUUCUGAGGACCUUUCGUGCGAAGCUAUUGUGUGGUAUCCGGAGACGGUGAAAUGUUGGAGGCUUCCACCUGCACCUGGAUCCACCAGUGGACGUGGUGACUCCACAGAGAUGCCGUCCCAGGGUGGUGGAAACUACUUGGAUGCGCAGUGUUACCUUCGCUUCGGUCCAGACAGCUUCACACAUUUUGACGGUUUCUGUACGGACCGUGACGGUGUUGACGUGAUGGCAGAUGCGGUACCUAGUGCUGAGUCACUGGGAGCGUGCCAAGCAGUGUGCCUCUUAAAUGAGAGUUGCACUGGAAUCGAGUGGUAUCCUGGCUCGGGAGGCUGGCAAAACCACAAAUGCCACAAGUUCCCGGGAACGCCUGGUUCUGGUGGCUCAUCCAGUUUGCCGGUGGUACAAGGCGGAGGCGAUUACCUGGACGCACAAUGCUAUGUGCGCCCACACUCUGGGGCUGCCGUUUCAAUCAGCGUACCUGGGUGA
This is a messenger RNA of Cladocopium goreaui, 1264 nucleotides long. The record is from the annotation of a GenBank genome assembly. Lineage: Eukaryota; Dinophyceae; Suessiales; Symbiodiniaceae.